CCUUCCUUCUUUAGAACAUCAACAUCUUCAAGAAUCACAGUCUCAAAUUAUGCUCACCAUAAACCUUAUACAUAUCCUUUUCAAGAUUACUCAUUAAUCUCAUUAAUUACCCAAUUCUUUUCUCUUCCAAGAAACCUUCACACAAAGGCCCUAGUUGAACUUGAAGCUAUCACUGAUGUCUAGAGUGCGCACUCGGGUUAUUAGGUCAUCGAGCCAUGGAGAGUUGGGAGUGUUCAACCAGAUCCGUCCCUUUGAGUUUAUGUCUCCGGUGGGUUUGUUGGAGAUCAAGAAACAUCCUGCUCUUGUCAACAAUAAUGUGAAGCCACGUGAGGAGAAGAAGCCUCACACUCGCCGGGUUACAUGGACGUGGGGUUCGCCUGAGAGGAAUGAUUCGGUAUCCAAGAGCAGAAAGAAGAAGCUGGAUGAAGGGUUUUGUGCCUUUCUUGAAGGUUGUGCUUUGUGCAAGAAGAAGUUGAAGGAGAAUGUAGAUGUGUACAUGUAUGGUUAUCUAAGUGCAUUUUGCUCCCCUGAGUGCCGAGAUGAUCAGAUUGCUUUGGAUGGAUUUGAUAAAGAAGUUUCUAAGGAAUCAACAAAAAUCACAAUGGGUGGAAUGAUCAGGACAAAAGACAGAUCAAGGCGAGGGAAUGGUUAUUGUCGCACAGAAUUCUUCAUAGCUAGCAUGUCAAUGCAUGUGUUUUGUGCUAUUCCAAUUGCUUCUUGUGAGAAAACUAAUGCUUAA
Molecule: messenger RNA, 739 nt
Organism: Pistacia vera
Lineage: Eukaryota; Viridiplantae; Streptophyta; Magnoliopsida; Sapindales; Anacardiaceae
Exons: 3
Coding region: 176-739 (187 amino acids)
Source: RefSeq, a predicted model, not a curated record